This is a messenger RNA of Rhagoletis zephyria (snowberry fruit fly), 5347 nucleotides long. RefSeq names its product mucin-5AC. The record is from RefSeq and is a predicted model, not a curated record. NCBI's taxonomy places the organism in Eukaryota, Metazoa, Arthropoda, Insecta, Diptera, Tephritidae.
GUAGUGAAAAAAUUUCGCCUAAUUUAAAAGUAAGAUUGAAUAAAUAAAUCACGCAGCAAUUUAUUAAAAGAACUCAGUCAUCGAACUCAUAAGUUGGAUUUCCUAAAAUUGAUUUCGAAGGCCCGGCACGUACUCGAUUUUAUGACCCAACAAUGAUCCGGCAACUACAAAUGUUUAACACUCCAAUCAGCACGCUACUCGCUUGCUUGCUUGUGUGCUGGUUAGCGCGCGCACAUGCCGCCGAAAAAUGGUCACGCCAACUAGAACCGACUUCGCCAGGCGUAUCGGACUCUUUCGAUUGGGUGCCGGUGGCACAGCCAGUCGAUAGUUCUACUGCCAAAGAUCGUUCCGCAAAUGCACGUGUGCUCACCUACUCACAGGCUUACCCACCGAAUGGCCGUUUCGGUGAUCUGCCCAAACCGCAUAAUCCGCCCGUGUCUCAGCAGCAGCCAUUCGAUUUUCCCUAUCAGUUUCAACGUUUUGCCAAUCAACCACCACCACGUUCACAAGUCGGUUCACCUUUCGGCGCGCCACCACUAAAGGCUGCUGCGCCUGCUGCUUCGUCAUUGCAAAGCGGUGAGCCAACUUCGCAGUCAUUCUUCAAAUUCGAAAUGCCCUUCCGCACAGAGGGUGGCAGUCAUGGUGCACCGGGCUCUUCUCCCGGCUCAUUGCAGACUGGCUACCAGAUUCAGCAUAUACUCGGUGGUGGCGCGCAAGCCACGCUCUUUAGCUCACCGCUGUUCAAUCAGCAACCCGUUUUCCCACCAGAAUUCCACCCCAUACCACAGAAGCCGCUACAACAGACUUUACAAAAACCGCUGCCGCAACAGAAUUACAUCGAAGAUAGUUUCCCGAGCAAGAACGUCUACCGCGAAUCGAAACCUAAUCCGACGCAACAAUCUCUGCAAAGCGUCACACCACAAGUUUUCCCUGUAGAACAACAAGUUGAUCAAUUUUUUGAUUUGAAUAAGCCGUCAUCUUUCAAUGCUCAGUUGCCGUUCCAGCAUACUGAUAUCGCACCAACAGCACCCUACCAGCAGUCGGGUAGCGCACCGACAGCACCUGCUUCGUUGCCUACAAGUAAUGGUGGCAGCCAACAAGAUGUACAAUUGCUCUAUGUGCCAUACGAUACGCUCUUUAAUCAACAGAAGCCUGAGUCACAAGGUUUCGAAUUGAAUAAGUAUAAUGUCAACGCGGGCCUACCAACUGUCAAUCCCUUCCAAAUCAAUCAGUUUUACACGCAAGACUCACUCGAUUCGAUAGAUCAGCAGAACUACUUCGCCAGCAGCACCACUACCAGCACAAGCCGUCCGAAGACGACAACGUUGAAGCCAACCACAAUCUUCCAGAAUUACGCUAAUCAACAACCAACUACGCCACGUCCCAAGCCAAAGGCACAUCAGCCACCACUUGCCAUGUUUUUGGUGCGCAACUCUGUGCGUCCCACGCAAACCGAUGUGGUGUCUGCUUUACGUCAUUCCAACACCAUCGCAGUCAUUGAUGCACCUACGAAGAAGAUACCCGAAAUAUUUGUUGGUCCUGCUGGUAUGUCUACACCAGAUGGCUAUGUGAAAUUCGAUCUGCCCUACUUGUCUCAAUUGGCACAGACACGCGAGCUGCGUGAGAUUCCGUUCUUCGUAGCGCCUUUGAGCUAUCGCACACCAAGUGGUUUCAAUAAAAUCCUGCUACCAGAACCGCAUGUGGGUUCAAUUGUUAUAAAUCUCGCCAAGAGCAGCAGCGCUCCACAAGCGGUUCUUAGCCAGCCGGCCAAGCCAAGUGCUGUUUACAGUCAAAAUGAUAUUAGUCAGUAUCAGUCACCACCGCCCACACAGCGCGUGCGUCCACACCGCGUGAAGCAGCCAUCUGCCACAAAGGACUACUAUCCAGCAGCGGUACUCAAUGAGCCUGUGCACAAAAACCGCGAUCAGUAUGAGAUCACGACUCAACGCUCAACACUUCCACCGACACGCGGCAACAAGUUCAAUUACUUCUAUAAUCAAGACGCUAUCCAUGAGGUGAGCUCUCCAAAGGUCACCAAACACGAUCGCCCGAAGAAGAAGCGUCCACAAAACGUGCAACAACAACCAAUUGAGCAGCCCGCUUUCCCACAAACCAUCAAUAAUCCUUACGCCCAAUUCCAGCCUGUGCCCAACCAAAUAACCAAUGAUGAUAUUUAUAAAGUUCAGUCGAGCCGUCCUUCACCUAGUACAUCUACUUCGACUAGCACUACGACUACAACCACUAGCACUACUUCAACAACAGCUGCGCCGGCACAAACAUUCUACUCAUUCAAUCCCAAUGGGCAAGUUGAGUUCCAGAGUGCAAACGGACCCCUCUACUCUUUUGACACCAUACCAAAGGAGCCUGUUGAGGAGCAAGCUCCACGCUUCACCACUCGCCCGCCCAGCAGCACUUCGCCAGAGGAAGAGUACCGCAUGAAGCAAUAUUAUCGUCAGCAGGAAGCUUUCCGCAAUCGUCCACAAAUCGUUAGUCCCACUAAUCCGCCCUUCGAACAGGUGCAAUACACGCCUGUCGACUUGGACUACGGGCGUGAUGUCAAUGCGCCUUCAACGACUCAUAAGACCACAUCGCCUACCAAACAACGUGUUACUUUCUAUUCACCUUCCCAACCUGGCAGCUCAGCACCGGAAGAUGCAUACAACGUCGUACAGCAACCCGAUUUUGCAGAGCUACAACAAGAGAAGGUUAUUGAGGGUGAAUUGAAACCGCAGCGUAAGCAACCUUCAAACCAUCGACCUUUGUACAAUCAGAACGAGAUACCCGAUAGCACUGUGGAAUAUGACCCCAAUCCUUACCAUGUGCCUUCAGAACUGCCACCACUCACACCAAAUUUGCCAGGCCUAGUGAAUAAUUUGCAAGAGAAGGACAAACAAAAUGCCAUAGGAGAACUUGCCACUACUACACCCAGUGAGCCGGAGAAGGAGCUGCCUACACGCCCAACAAGACGCCCCAUCAAUCGUGUGCGCAAACCUCUUGUGUCCAAAGUUACAUCCUCUGUUUCUUACUCUGAAACGGAAACCUCUACACGCCGUCCUAUACAACGUGUUCGCCGUCCGUUUGGCGCGCGUGCGACAGCUAGCACUCCAGCAUCUCCCGAUGGUGAAGAAGAAGCCACUUCGACCACACGUCGUCCACCUUCAGCGGCACGAAACCCCCUAAUACGCAAUCCUAACCGCAUCCGUUACCAACCGACUCCAGAAGAACGCCAGACGCUGCGCACUAAGCAGCGUAAGAAGUAUGGCAACUCCGGAAAAGAUGAAGAUUUGGACUACCAACGCGAUGUGUUGAAACAAAAUUACCCAAUCAUUAAACCACUAUCAUCGCGCACGCAAUCCAGUCCUACAGGGAUACCCAGCUCAUAUGCUACGAACAGCGGCUCUGAGGCACCAACCUCUGAGACACAACAAGUUUACACAGUCACACCCAGCAACACCGUAGGCACAAAUGAACAGACCUUCCCAGCCGGCAUGUUGGAGCCAAUGCAAAUCGCUCAGCAGUAUAGUCAGUAUACAAAGGACAAUUUCGGGCCCGGAUACUUCCCUAAUCAGGAAGAUUUUGGUCCCACAGAACCAAUCAUUCGCAACGAAAUCAAUCCUGUCUUCACCACUUUACCAACCACUACACCUACUCCAACCACAACAACAACAAGUGAAGAGCCCCAAGUAACCACAAGACGUUCACCAUUUAUACGCAGAAAUUAUCCACGGUUACGCACCACCACCACCGAGGCACCGACUACCACUACACAAGAGGCAGAGACAAAAACCUCGCUACGUCCACGCCUACCGCCGCGGAAGGUUAUCAAGGUACGCACGCGUACGCGCCGCCCAGUCUCAUCAACGACAAACCCAGAAGAGGAAGCCGAAGUCGAAGAGCCAAAGAGUAACGUACGCAAAAUAAAUCGUUUUAAUCACGAUUUGUACGAAAAUGACGCAACACCACCACAAAGACGUCGCCACCGUCCUAGCUUCCAGCUGGAUGGUCAAGAGUCGCAAUGGUCGCCAGCAUUGAAAUUCGGCAACAAUCACCACUUCAAACCAACGAACCCGAAGGAGAAGUCUAAGGAGAAUGAGCACAAAUUCGAUGAGGAACCAGAAAUUGUAACAAUCGGACCUGAAGAUGGUAAAAAAUCUGAUAAUUAUGAAGUAAAUGUAUCCGCCAGCUUUGGUGAAGCCAAACCCACACUUAAGGCACCCAAUUUGAAGCCCGAGAAAUCCUUUGCCGAACUUCUGGAGGAAGUCAUGGGCAAGGCGCCAGAGGAAAAACCGCUCGAAUCUGUUGAAGAAACUAGCACGCGCACCACAGACGGCACAUUCUUCGAAUCGCAAAAGACAACAAUAUUUAAUCGCAUCAAUCGACGUAACAAAUUCAAGAAGCUCCAUUUGCCUACAACGCAAAACAACGAAAGCUUUGAGACCGCCGAAUCACAAAGUCUUGGUUCCCAGCUUUACAACUCGCUACAUGGAAAUGAAAAGUCUACAGAUGAAAUAGUCAACGAACUCAAAACGACUACACCACUCACACCGGCGCCCGGCGGCAAGAUCACAACAACCACGCUAACAACAACAACUGCUAGCCCGUCCAGCACCGUGUACACCGAGGAGCCAACAACGCCCGAUCAAUUAGAAGUCACCUCCUACGCAACAACACUAGCCAUGGAUGAAGCUCUAGAUAAAACGACAAUCGCGCCAGCGGAAAAUGAAGUCGAAAGCGUCACAGCGGAGAGCGCCACACGACGCAUGGACGAAGCUGUAGAUGAUCUGGAAUCACAGCCAAGCAUAUUCUCUGAAGUCAAGCGGCAACUUCAUGAUCUCUUCGCAAUCGAUGAAUCCGAAGAUCAUGCAGUGACUGCUGCCUUGGCUGCAGUUGGCAAGAGACGUCAAGAAUAUAUGAAUAUCAAACGAACAAAGCCGGAUACAACCACACAAGCAAUGAAUGUGGCAGCCGUAGCGGCCGCAACAACAGUGCCAACGCCCUCAGUGGCAGCUGAGACGGCAGCAGCUGAUAAGAAGCCAUUACAGAAGAACUUGAUGGAUCAGGUCGUAUAUGCGACAUCCACAUCGACGAAAGUGACAUCUGAAACAGAGAUUUGUUAUCGCGGACGUUGUAUACGAUCGGAAGAUUUGCCGUCGAAUCAUAAAUUGCAAUAAUAUGUAUAGAAGUAAAGCAGAAGCUUAAGAACUUAGUAUGUUUAUUUGUACGUUUCGAGACUUGCAACGCGGCGGAAAUAGUGAAAGUGAUUUGCAUUCUAAGGGAUUGGCAUAACCGUAUACUAAAUUCAUAUGCAAGUUCGUGUUCGAAGAGUAGAUUGUGAUAAUAAAAAAAA